This is a messenger RNA of Sceloporus undulatus (fence lizard), 1565 nucleotides long. Its product is annotated as zinc finger protein 420-like. NCBI's taxonomy places the organism in Eukaryota, Metazoa, Chordata, Lepidosauria, Squamata, Phrynosomatidae. Gene Ontology annotation, biological process: regulation of transcription by RNA polymerase II. The record is from RefSeq and is a predicted model, not a curated record. Gene Ontology annotation, molecular function: DNA-binding transcription factor activity, RNA polymerase II-specific; RNA polymerase II cis-regulatory region sequence-specific DNA binding. The annotation marks the transcript as partial. The transcript has 2 exons.
GUUGCUUAUCUCUCUUGUUGGCACCAGAUGUCAUUCAGGGAUUCAGUCUUCUCUGUCCUUGUCCUUCUUUAUAGGUGACCUUGUGAAUCAUCAGAGAAGCUACACAGGACAAAAACCAUAUAAAUGUCAACAGUGUGGGCAAUUGUUUGCUCAUAAAUCACACCUUCAAACACAUGAGGGAGUCCAUACAGGAGAGAAACCAUACAAAUGCCAGCACUGUGGUAAAUGUUUUGGUCACAAGUCUAGCCUUGUGAAGCAUCAGGGAGUCCACACAGGAGAGAAACCAUACAAAUGCCAGGAGUGUAAGAAAUGUUUUGCUCACAAGUCAGACCUUGUAAUUCAUCAGAGAGUUCACACAGGAGAAAAACCAUACAAAUGCCAGGAGUGUGAGAAAUGUUUUGCUGACAAGUCAAACUUUAAAAGACAUCAGAGAGUCCACACAGGAGAGAAACCAUACAGGUGUCAGCAGUGCGGAAAACGUUUUUCUGAUAAGCCUUCCUUUGUGCAUCAUCAGAAAUUUCACACAGGAGAUGAGCCAUACGGAUGCCAGCAUUGUGGGCAAUGUUUUGUUGAGAAGUCUUCGCUUGUGAAGCAUAAGCGUCUUCACACAGGAGAUAAACCAUACAAAUGUCAUGAGUGUGAAAAAUGUUUUGCUGACAAGUCAAACUUUUCAAGGCAUCAGAAAAUCCACACAGAAGACAAACCAUACAAAUGCCAACAGUGUGGGAAAUGUUUUGUUCGCAAGUCACAACUUGAGAGUCAUCAGAAAGUCCACACAGGAGAGAAGCCAUACAAAUGCCAACAGUGUGGGAAAUCUUUUGUUGAGAAGUCUUCCCUUGUGAAGCAUCAGAGUCUCCACACAGGAGACAAACCUUACAAAUGCCAGGAGUGUGAUAAAUCUUUUGCUGACAAGUCAAACUUUUCAAGGCAUCAGAGAAUUCACACAGGAGAGAAACCAUACAGAUGCCAGCAGUGUGGGAAAAAAUUUUCAGACAAGCCUUCCUUUGUGCAUCAUCAGAAAGUCCACACAGGAGAAAAACCAUACAGAUGCCAGCAGUGUGGGCAAUGUUUUGUUCACAAAUCAGAACUUGUGCAGCAUCAGAAAGUCCACCCAAGAGAGAAACCACACAAAUGCCUUGAGUGUGAGAAAUGUUUUGCUGACAAGUCAAACUUUAAAAGGCAUCGGAAAAUCCACACAGGAGACAAAUCAUACAAAUGCCAACAGUGUGGAAAAUGUUUUGUUCGCAAGUCACAACUUGAGAGUCAUCAGAAAGUCCACACAAGAGAGAAGCCAUACAAAUGCCAGCACUGUGGGAAAUGUUUUGUUGAGGAGUCUUCCCUUGGGAAGCAUCAAAGUUUCCACACAGGAGAGAAAUCAUGCACAUAUCAGCAGUGUGGGAAGGGUUUUGCUCACAAGUCAGACCUUGUGCAUCAUCAGAAAGUCCACACAGGACAGAAACCAUAGAAAUGCCAGCAAUGUGAAAAAUGUUUUGCUCAAAGGCCAGAUAAGGGCCAUCAGGUCCACCCCCUGCCAAGCAGGAAUACUAAAUCAAAGCAUCCAGCCU